UCCCCACACAACGGUACUAGAAAAAUUUUGGAGCUUUCUCUUUUUUUUCCAAUUCGUAGAGAGUUCGCAAAACGUCUAAAUCCAACAUCCAAAACUCCAUUUGCAAUUGCCAUUGGAACAAAUCAGUUCCUUUCUUCCCGCCAACACCGUCGUGAGUGUGUUUGAAUAUCUACAAAAGGUAAAAUACUACGGCUGGCAAAAAUGGCAACCAAAGAGAUUAAGCCCAAGGAGGACGAGUUCUCAAUUAAGCCUACCGCGGUCACUCCGUCUCUUGACACGAGCACAUGGCCGUUGCUGCUGAAGAACUACGACAAACUUCUUGUCCGAACCGGACAUUUCACUCCCAUCCCCAAUGGCAGCUCGCCUUUGACUCGAGAUCUCAAGUCAUACAUUAGCUCCGGCGUGAUCAACCUCGACAAACCUUCCAAUCCUUCCAGUCACGAAGUCGUUGCUUGGGUGAAGAGAAUCCUACGUGUUGAAAAGACUGGCCACAGUGGUACUCUUGAUCCCAAGGUUACCGGUUGCUUGAUCGUCUGCAUUGACCGUGCUACUCGACUUGUAAAAUCUCAACAAGGUGCUGGAAAAGAAUAUGUUGCCGUCAUUCGAUUACACGACAAGCUUCCUGGUGGAGAAGCGCAAUUCUCCCGCGCACUUGAAACAUUGACCGGUGCUCUAUUCCAACGACCUCCUCUAAUUUCCGCUGUGAAGCGACAACUUCGUAUCCGAACUAUCCACGAGAGCCGAGUCAUCGAAUUCGACAAUGACCGCCACCUUGGCAUUUUCUGGGUCAGUUGCGAGGCGGGUACAUACAUCCGAACUUUAUGCGUCCAUAUGGGUCUUUUGCUAGGUGUCGGUGCGCACAUGCAAGAGCUGAGACGUGUGCGAAGUGGUGCUAUGGACGAGACGAAGGAUCUAGUCACACUCCAUGAUGUCCUCGAUGCUCAAUGGACGAUGGACAACACUCGUGACGAAUCCUACCUACGCAAAGUUAUUUCUCCUCUUGAGACCCUUCUCACUUCCUACAGGAGAAUUGUGGUCAAGGACAGUACCGUCAACGCCAUUUGCUAUGGUGCAAAGCUUAUGAUUCCCGGUCUUCUACGAUAUGAGGAUGGUAUUGAGGUACACGAGGAAGUUGUCUUGAUGACUACGAAGGGUGAAGCUAUUGCUCUCGGCAUUGCUAUGAUGUCGACCGUCGAGAUGUCCUCUUGCGAUCACGGUGUAGUGGCAAAGGUGAAGCGAUGCAUCAUGGAGCGUGAUCUGUACCCUCGCCGAUGGGGCUUGGGUCCUACUGCUACUGAGAAGAAGAAGCUUAAGGCAUCUGGAAAGCUGGACAAGUUUGGACGAGCGAACGAGGCAACCCCCGCCAAGUGGACCUCCGAGUACAAGGACUACAGCGCCCCAGCCGAUGGUGUAGCACCGACACCGGUUGCUGAUGUUUCGAUGACGGAAGCCCCCGCCUCGGUUCCUGCCCCGGACACUCCAUCCGCGCCUACACCGGCUGCUGGUGAUGACGACAAGAAGAAGCGCAAGAAGCACGACGGCGAGACGGCAGAGGAGAAGGCAGAGCGCAAGAAGCGAAAGGCUGAGAAGAAGGCGGCCAAGGAGGCCAAGCGCGCCUCUCUAGGCAAGCAAGCCGACUCCGACUCGGAAUAAACGAACCCCUCGAAUUCCAGGUUGAACCUCUCCCGAGUAGCCUCUCGUUGAUACCUUCGGUCGGUCGGUUAUUGCCCCAUUGCAUGUACAUGCAUUUGCUUACGGCGUUAUCUGCUGUAUUAUACAGUUUCUGAGGGUCAGGAAAAUCGGCGUUUAGGAAUUUUUUUACCCUUUUUUAUUUUCUCGUCAGUCAUGAGGUUUCGAUGUCGGGGAUGAUGGAGUGCGGAUCCUGAAUCGACGUAGAUAGCAGGAAAUGCCGCGUAUUUGCACAUAUUAAGUGUUCUUAUGAUCUUUGAUCUUGUUUGUGUGAUAUGG
Annulohypoxylon maeteangense is the source of this 1968-nucleotide messenger RNA. Its product is annotated as putative rRNA pseudouridine synthase. The record is from RefSeq and is a predicted model, not a curated record. Gene Ontology annotation, biological process: box H/ACA sno(s)RNA 3'-end processing; rRNA pseudouridine synthesis; mRNA pseudouridine synthesis. The transcript is spliced from 4 exons. NCBI's taxonomy places the organism in Eukaryota, Fungi, Ascomycota, Sordariomycetes, Xylariales, Hypoxylaceae. Gene Ontology annotation, molecular function: pseudouridine synthase activity; RNA binding. Gene Ontology annotation, cellular component: box H/ACA snoRNP complex. Bases 202 to 1653 code for a protein of 483 amino acids.